AUGUUUUACAGUUGGUUCCGCACACACGCUAUCUUGCAAUCCCUUGUAACUGGACCCAUAAUCUUCGUCGGCUGGUAUUAUGGCUGGGCCACCUCAGAGGAGAUCGGACGAGGACAUUUCGUCGACCCGCACCAAAGAUUAGGCUUGACGUUGCUCACUUUGUACAUAUUCCAGGUCUUGCUGGGGAUGUUUAUCCACUGGGUGAAGAUACCAAAAAGCGGAGGACCGUUCGGACCGGGAACGAGAAGAUUACAGAAUUAUUUCCAUGUCUUUUUGGGGCUGGUUAUCUUCGUGCUGGCGGCUGCUCAGGUGUACUACGGCCUCUUCAUUGAGUGGGAGUAUGCGUUUGACGAUGCGGCGACGGGUGAAACCAAGGAGUUUGCGUUUCAAGUGCUGAAGAAAGGUCCAGAUGGAUCAGGAGAAAACGAGGGAACAGGAACAGGGAACGAUGGGAAUGAAGGAGAAUCGGAGUUCGAGGAUGUACCGUUGGCCGCCAAGAGGGCCUGGCUCGGGAUCAUUGUAGCGUUCUGGGCCCUUUAUCUCAUUGGAAUGGUUCUCCUACCGAGGCAGUUCCGCAAAGAGAAGGAGUACAGGGAGAGGUUGAAGGAGGCUGGACACCUAGAAACAACAAAGGAGUCUAUUCAAGGGAGAUGA
Molecule: messenger RNA, 654 nt
Organism: Marasmius oreades (fairy-ring Marasmius)
Lineage: Eukaryota; Fungi; Basidiomycota; Agaricomycetes; Agaricales; Marasmiaceae
Exons: 3
Coding region: 1-654 (217 amino acids)
Molecular function (GO): transmembrane monodehydroascorbate reductase activity
Source: RefSeq, a predicted model, not a curated record